CCACCUUCCUCUGUGUGUGUGUGUGUGUGUGUGUUUCCUGGUAACUGUGUGUGUCUUCUUCUCUUGCAAAUAUGAUGAGACAGACUCCUGCACCCCGGAAGACCACGGUCAGAAGGCCCAAGCAGCCCACCCGCUCCGCCCCAGGGAAGGGGGCUGCGUCCGGCUCGGCAUCGGCCUCUGCGGGGGAGAUGAGCAGCAGCGAGCCCAGCACGCCGGCCCAAACCCCUCUGGCUGCUCCGGUCAUCCCCACCCUCCACUCCCCUGGAAACCCCCCGCCACCGGCCCCCAGCAAGGAGGAGGAGGCGCUGCGUCUGCAGGUGAAGGACCUCGAAGAGAAGCUGGAGACGCUGAAGAUGAAGAGGACGGAGGACAAGGCCAAGCUGAAGGAGCUGGAGAAGCACAAGAUCCAGCUGGAGCAGCUGCAGGAGUGGAAGACCAAGAUGCAGGAGCAGCAGGCCGAGCUGCAGAAACACCUGAAGGAGGCCAAGAGGGAGGCUAAAGAAGCCCAGGAGGCGAAGGAGCACUACAUGGAGGAGAUGUCGGACACGGCGGAUGCGAUCGAGAUGGCGACGCUGGAUAAGGAGAUGGCGGAGGAGCGGGCGGAGUCUCUGCAGCUGGAGGUCGACUCCAUGAAGGAGAAAGUGGACGAGCUCACCAUGGACCUGGAGAUCCUCAAGCACGAGAUCGAGGAGAAAGGUUCGGAUGGAGCGGCCUCCAGUUACCAUGUGAGGCAGCUGGAGGAGCAGAACGGCCGACUGAAGGAGGCUCUGGUCAGGAUGAGAGACCUGUCGUCGUCGGAGAAGCAGGAACAUCUGAAGUUGCAGAAGCAGAUGGAGAAGAAGAACGUUGAGCUGGACGCCCUGAGGGGCCAGAAGGAGAAUCUGCAGGAGGAGAGGACGGCCGCGGAGAAGACCAUCGACGAGCUCAAAGAACAGGUGGAUGCGGCUCUGGGGGCGGAGGAGAUGGUGGAGAUGCUGACGGAGAGGAACCUGGACCUGGAGGAGAAGGUCCGGGAGCUGAGGGAGACCGUCACCGACCUGGAAGCCAUAAACGAGAUGAACGACGAGCUGCAGGAAAACGCCCGGGAGACGGAGCUGGAGCUGAGGGAGAUGUUGGAUCUGGGAACGGCAAAAAUCAGAGAGUCGGAGAAACACGUUGAAGCGGCGCAGGAGACCGUGGCCGAUUACCAGCAGACCAUCAAGAAGUACCGUGAGCUCACGGCACACCUGCAGGAGGUGAACAGGGAGCUGACCAGCCAGCAGGAAGCCUCCGCCGAGCUGCAGCAGCAACCGGCCCCAGAGAUGUUUGAUUUCAAGAUUAAGUUUGCAGAGACGAAGGCCUACGCCAAGGCCAUUGAGAUGGAGCUGAGGAAGAUGGAGGUGGGUCAGGCUAACAGACACGUCUCUCUGCUGACCUCCUUCAUGCCCGAGUCCUUCCUGCGUCACGGAGGAGAUCACGACUGCAUCCUGGUGCUGCUGCUCAUUCCCAGACUCAUCUGCAAGGCGGAGCUGAUCAGCAGGCAGGCGCAGGAGAAGUUCGAUCUGAGCGAGAGCUCUGCGCAGCGGGCCGGGCUGAAGGGAGCGGCCGGAGAGCAGCUGAGCUUCGCUGGAGGACUGGUCUACUCUCUCAGUCUGCUGCAGGCCACGCUGCACAGAUACGAGCAGGCUCUGGCUCAGUGCGGUGUGGAUGUCUAUAAGAAGAUCGGCACUCUGUACCCGGAGAUGAGCGUCCACGAGCGAUCUCUGGACUUCCUGAUCGACCUGCUGCACAAAGACCAGCUGGACGAGACCGUCAACGUGGAGCAGCUCACCAAGGCCAUCAAAUACUAUCAGCACCUGUACAGCAUCCACCUGGCGGAUCAGAGCGAGGACUGCACCAUGAUGCUGGCUGAUCACAUCCGAUUUACCCAGAGUGCUUUGGACUGCAUGUCGGUGGAGGUGGGGCGCCUGCGGGCGUUCCUGCACGCGGGCCAGGAGAAGUCGGGCCUGGCGGUGCUGCUGAAGGACCUCGAGACGUCCUGCAGCGACACCCGGCAGUUCUGCAAGAAGAUCCGCCGCAGGAUGCCGGGCACCGACGCUCCGGGGAUACCGGCAGCACUCAGCUUUGGACAACAGGUGUGCGACACGCUGUCAGACUGCAGGAAGCACCUGACCUGGGUGGUGGCGGUGCUGCAGGAGGUGGCAGCGGCCGGAGCUCAGAUGGUGUCUCCUCUCGGGGAGCAGGAGGGACUCGUUGCCGUCAAACUGGAGGACGUGGCCUUCAAGGCCGGAGAGCAGAUCUAUGGCUCUCAGGGCGUUAACACCUACGAUAGUCUGCGGCAGUCCUGUGGCAUGGUCAUAGCCACCAUGAACAAGAUGGCCACCGCCAUGCAGGAGGGAGAAUACGACUCAGAGAGGCCUCAGAACAAGAAUCCUCCUCCCGUGGAUCUGCGGGCGGCCGCUCUUCGGGCUGAGAUCACCGACGCUGAAGGUCUCGGCAUGAAGCUGGAGGACAGAGAGACGGUCAUCAAAGAGCUGAAGAAGUCUCUGAAGAUCAAGGGCGAGGAGCUGAGCGAGGCCAGCGUGCGGCUCAGUCUGCUGGAGAAGAAGCUCGACAGUUCGUCCAAAGACGCAGACGAGCGCGUCGAAAAGAUUCAGACUCGACUGGACGAGGCCCAGACGCUGCUGAAGAAGAAAGAGAAGGAGUUCGAGGAGACGAUGGACGCUCUGCAGGCCGACAUCGACCAGCUGGAGGCAGAGAAGGCGGAGCUAAAGCAGAGAAUCGGCAGCCAAUCAAAGGUCGGCCCCGACGGGCUGAGAGGAGCCUCGCCCUCAGGGAUCGCCUCCAUCGUCAGCGGAGGGGCCGGAGAGGAACAAAAAGCGAACAUGAUGUCGGCCGUCGGCUCGGCUUCAGGUCUGCAGGUGGUCGACUCCCCGCUGCUGAGUCAGCAGAUCGACGCUCAGAGACUCUGCAUCAAACACCUGAAGAACGAAAACAACCGGCUGAAGGCGGAGAAGAUGCGCGCUCAGCUGGCCUCUCUGCCCCCCCUCCACGUCACCAAACUCCCCUCUGGAGAGGGAGGUCGCCCUGAGGUUCUCUCCAGCGCGCUGUACCGCAAAACAGACCAGCUGCUGGGGACUCUGCUGCAGAUGAGCGCCAACGUGAAGGUGGUGGACAUCACCGGGAAGUCUCCAGUGACACCUGGUGCUCAGCUGCUGGAACAAACGGCUAGAUUACAAUCACUGAGCGACACUCUGGGCAGACUGAAGGAUGAAGUAGCAGAGCACGUCGUCCACCAGCAGCCUGGAGCUCGGGUCUCGUCUGAUUUCGCGACGUUCCCCUCAACUUUGUUUGUUAAAGUAAGAGCUGCAGACGCAUCGCAACACUUGUUGUUAUUUAGCAUUUGGUCUGGCGUUGGGAUUCAUAAAGGAGGGUUAACCAAAGCCUUAAGUUGUCACAGUGACUAUUUUAAAGCUGUAUCAUCAAUACCCAGUGUUUUUGACAACAAUAUCAAAUAUAGAAAAUAUACAACGCUUCUCCACCUGGACUACCCACACCGCUGUGACUACUGCACCAAGGGCUUUAGGAGGCCUUCGGAGAAGAGCCAGCACAUAGCCAGGCACCACAAAGACAUGUUGAUGUAA
Notothenia coriiceps (black rockcod) is the source of this 3623-nucleotide messenger RNA. It is a transcript of the gene dctn1b, whose product is annotated as dynactin 1b. NCBI's taxonomy places the organism in Eukaryota, Metazoa, Chordata, Actinopteri, Perciformes, Nototheniidae. The transcript is spliced from 26 exons. Bases 72 to 3623 code for a protein of 1183 amino acids. Gene Ontology annotation, cellular component: axon; kinetochore; spindle pole. Gene Ontology annotation, biological process: establishment of mitotic spindle orientation; nuclear migration. The record is from RefSeq and is a predicted model, not a curated record.